GGAAAAGGGUUAUCUGACAGUUGGUACGGUCUGGAGGGCGGGCGGCGCGUGUCGGUGCUACCGGGCCGGGUUCUUUGUGAGAAGUCACUGAGAUGUAUGUACUCAGUUCCUGGCACAUAGUAAACACUCGAAAGGAUCUGCUCCAUGGGCUUCUGGAUCAGGAAGAACUUGUUUUUUAAUCCCAGUAAGGCUCCAGGGAGCGGGGUCAGGGCCAGGGAGAGGAUGGUGUCGGUUACUAUGGCCACUUCUGAGUGGAUCCAGUUUUUUAAAGAAGCCGGCAUUCCCCCGGGCCCUGCUGUGAAUUACGCUGUGAUGUUUGUGGAUAACAGGAUCCAGAAGAGCAUGCUGCUGGACCUCAACAAGGAGAUCAUGAACGAGCUGGGCGUGACGGUUGUAGGGGACAUCAUCGCCAUCCUCAAGCACGCCAAGGUGGUGCACCGCCAGGACGUAUGCAAAGCUGCCACGGAGUCGGUGCCCUGCAAUCCCAGCUCCCUCUCAGGCGAGCUUCGCCGUGCUGCCUCUAGCGCUGCCUCCCGAAUGAUCGCCAACAGCCUGAACCGAGACUCCCCGCCCAGCACUCCCCCCAGGCGGCCAGACACCAGCACCUCCAAGAUCUCUGUCACUGUGUCUAACAAGAUGGCUGCAAAGGGUGCCAAGGCUGCCGCUCUGGCCCGCAGGGAGGACGAGAGCCUGGCUAUUCCUGCCAAGAGGCGCCGGGUCACUGCGGAGAUGGAGGGGAAGUACAUCAUCAACAUGCCCAAAGGCACCACCCCCCGCACCCGCAAGAUCCUGGAGCAGCAGCAGGCCGCCAAAGGUCUCCAUAGGACAUCUGUGUUCGACCGCCUUGGAGCUGAGACCAAGGCAGACACGACCACAGGGAGUAAGCCCACAGGAGUUUUCAGCCGCCUGGGGGCCACCCCAGAGAUGGAUGAUGAUCUGGCCUGGGACAGCGACAAUGACAGCAGCAGCUCUGUCUUGCAGUAUGCUGGGGUCCUGAAGAAGCUGGGGCGGGGCCCAGUGAAGGCCAGUCCCCAGCCAGUCCUGCCGGUCAAAGCCAAGGCCACAAGCUCCAAGGCAACAGUACCCACUGCCCCAACGCUGCGGCGCCUGGCGCUCUCCUCACCUCCCAGGCUCGAGAAGAAGUCAGAGUCCCUGGCCAAAGUGAGCAUCAUCCACAGACUGGGCAAGGCCGCCCCAGUGUCCGAGGCCCAGGACAGCCAAGUCACCAGCACCAAGAGCCCGACUCUCCGCUGCAUCCUGCCCGACCCUCCUGUGCCUCCGGCCUCUCAGCGACCCCCUCGCCGACGCUGGCGUUGAGCCUGUCGAGACUCUUAGCUGUCCCUGGGCUGCUGUGGGGUACCUGGGUGUGUUUUCCUCUCUCAAAAGCCCUGCCCGGGACUGGUGGGCAAGGGGGUAUCACAGGGGAGACUGAUCGGAGAGAGAAGACAAUGGCGUUUUAAUAUAUUUUUUGUGAGUUCCCAUCUGUUUCCCUCCCCUCCUUGGGGUGAGAGGCAGGUCAGGUUUUCACACCAACACAGUGCUGGGGUUGCAGGGGCGGGGCGGGGGGUGUCACUGGCCAAGUGACGGGGCUCGAUCCCGAAAAGCUGAGUUCCUGCACACACUCAGGCCCCAUCUCCAUUCUGUUAAGCCACCUCCUCCCCCUACAAACAGAGCUGUCACUCUGCCACCUCCCAUCCUGUUUCUGUCACUCUGCCUGUUGUUCCUACCUGGGCUCCAUUUGUGAGCACUGAUGGGUCCAAUCUCGCUCCUUGCUCUCAGCAGCCACACUUCUGUCAUAGA
Molecule: messenger RNA, 1800 nt
Organism: Dipodomys spectabilis (banner-tailed kangaroo rat)
Lineage: Eukaryota; Metazoa; Chordata; Mammalia; Rodentia; Heteromyidae
Gene: CUNH19orf47
Product: chromosome unknown C19orf47 homolog
Exons: 11
Coding region: 145-1317 (390 amino acids)
Cellular component (GO): nucleus
Source: RefSeq, a predicted model, not a curated record